Messenger RNA from Aegilops tauschii subsp. strangulata, 3432 nucleotides. The record is from RefSeq and is a predicted model, not a curated record. NCBI's taxonomy places the organism in Eukaryota, Viridiplantae, Streptophyta, Magnoliopsida, Poales, Poaceae.
UUCCAUCAUUCCUCCAGGACCAGCUUAGAGGUGUUUUAAAUUCCGUGCAGACCAAGAUUUACAUGCAGGCUAGAUAUCCAAACGGCUCAAAACUGCGUCUAGCGAAAUUGGCUGAGAUAUAUGCAGGCUACCAAACAUCUUUGUACGGUAUGUGUAAUCUUAAGUGGAUCCGACGGUGGGGAGGCGAUCAGGCGUUGCCUCUGCCCAGCCGACGUUUUUAUUUUUGAGUUGACUGCCCAGCCGACGUUGGCCCCUGCUUUUGCUCAUGUGUGUGGUUCAAGUCCAACCUGGGCCGGCGAAGAACUGUAAAAAAAAGGGUCCAAACCCCAAAGACGAAAAGGCUGCAGCAAACCUCCACCUCGAUCCUCCCGCAGAAGCGAAAGAUCGCCAUUAACCGCCCGCUGCCGCUAUUGAUCAAAUUCACAAGCACACCGGCUGACGCUUCGAGUCGAAGGCUUGCAACCGCCUCCUCCUCGCCCUCCAAGCCCCCCUUAAGAUUCCUCGCCAGUCGCCACCGCCGCUUGCUUGCUCCCUCCGACUGCUCGACCUCCUGAAGCGCGUGAGCGGGGCUCCAGUCCAGCACCAUGCCGCGCUGCUAGCCCUCGAGACCUCCUUCAUCGCGGCUGCCGCCCGCCUGCUCCGCUGCUCGUGCGUGAGGGGGAAGGGAAAGGCCAAGGCGUGUGGGCGGCCCCCCGGCGCGACGAUGCCGGGGCCGGGCGCGCGCGACGACGCGGGGGAGAUGGAUUUGGGCGACAUCGUGCUCUCCUGGUCCAUCCAGGACAUCAUCAACGACGACCUCUACCGAGGGCAGGUUGAGGCUAUUCCUUGCAGCUUCACGUCACUUGAUCACUAUCUCAAAUCGUAUCGCGCACCUUUGAUUGAAGAGACAAGGUCACAUCUGUGCUCAUGCCUUGAACUCAUCAUGGAAGGACCCUCUUCGAAAAUAAUCUCUAUGGAGGUAACGGAGAAACCGGAAGUGUACUAUAUGGAUGUGGACUUUUGGGAUUAUGGGGCUGUUUAUUCUACGGAGGCUCAUACCGUAAGGAAUGGUGACGUAUUUAUUUUGUCUAGCAUGAAACCUGAAGGUGCGGGGGACUUCAACCGCUACGGCGUGACGUAUUACUUGGCAAUGGUUACUGAUGUUUGUAUGGAUGAUGAUGAUGAGUGCCAGAAGCGUUUCAAAAUUAAGGUCGCAAAAGAUGUUGGUUUGGAAGAAGACUUACAGAAACUCAGAUAUGCAAUAUUUCUCGGUAAUAUCAUAACAAAUAUGUGGAUAUGGAAAACACUGAGCUUUGACAAGCACAUGAAUAACAAUUUCACAGUGAUCGAGAAUCUCUUAGCCCCCACAAAUUCGGGUGGUGAUGUCUGUCAUAUCUGUGCUAAACAUGAUGGGGAACAUUUGGCUUGUUUCACAGAGCAACUGCUACCGAUGAAUCUUAAUAGAUCGCAAAUGGAUGCUAUUGAAUCUGUCAUCUCAGCUGUAAGAUGUAGGCAUAUGAACCUCAUGAAGCUUAUACAGGGUCCACCAGGUACUGGAAAGACCCACACUGUUAGUGCUUUACUGUGGGCUUUGGCUUCUAUGAAAUGCAGAACUCUAACAUGUGCUCCCACAAAUGUUGCUGUAAUUGGGGUUUGCACAUGUUUCCUUCAAAACUUGAAGGAAUUCAACAACGUCGACGAAAAUGGUCUACCCUUUUCCCUUGGAGAUGUCUUGCUAUUUGGGAACAAGUAUAAAAUGGACAUAACUGGAGAUCUUCAGGAAGUUUUCUUGGAUUUUCGUGUGAGUGAACUUGUUGAGUGCUUUUCAUCAUCGUCUGGAUGGAGCUGCAAACUAGCUUCAAUGAUAUCUUUUUUUGAAGACUGUGGUUCUCAGUAUGAUAGGCUUCUUCAGGAUGAUGGAAGUAGUGAUCCUGUGUGCAAUCUGGACUUCCUAAAGGAGCAAUUCAGUGCGACAGCAAUAGCUCUUAGAAGUUGUAUGAAUAAAUUGUUGAUUCACCUCCCUGGAAGGUUCUUUUCCCAUGAUAAUAUCAGCAAUAUAUCCACAUUGUUCAAUAUGCUAGAAAAAUUUGACGCCCUUCUGUGUGGUGUUGAUUUAACCGGCAAGAGCUUAAGAAGUUGUCUCUUAAGCGACAACUCAGUUUGUGUGCAGCCUACAUCUUUUACUGAGAAGGAACUGGAUGGAAUAAGGUCCACAUGCCUUAAAUUGCUGAAGGAUCUUCAACACUCGCUUAAUUUACCUAUUGGAGUAGGCAAAAACUGGCUCCAGCGCUACUGCAUGCGUAAUGCUGUGCUUCUUUUCUGUACUACCUCUAGUUCUUAUCGCUUGCAUCAUAUGGAGAUUGAACCCCUCGAUGUGUUAAUUGUCGAUGAGGCUUCACAAGUGCGAGAAUGUGAAUUGGUAAUCCCACUACGUCUGCAUCAGUUGAAACAUGUUGUUUUGCUAGGAGAUGACUGCCAGCUGAAUGCAAUGGUUAAAAGCCAGAUAUGCAAAGAAGCUGGAUUCGGAACAAGUCUUUUUGAGAGAUUGGUUAUGCUGAAUUUCGAAAAGCAUUUGCUGAAUAUACAGUACCGAAUGGAUACUUGUAUCAGCUCAUUUCCAAUUGCUCAGUUUUAUGAGAGGAAGAUUUUAGAUGGUCCAAAUGUCUUGUCUCCUUCCUAUAAUAAGGAUUACACAAGCCUCCCUUUUGGCAGCUACACUUUUAUAAAUGUCACUGAUGGAAGGGAAGACAAAGGUGGCACUGAAAACAGUUGGACAAACAUGGCUGAAGUUGCUGUUGUUUUGUAUCUUAUCGAAAACAUCUUUAAAUCCUGGAAAGGGUCAGGCCAAGGGAUCAGUGUCGGUGUGGUCUCUCCAUAUAGCUGUCAAGUUGGUGUAAUUAAAGAUAGACUCCGCGACAAAUACGAAACAUGUGAUGGAUUUCAUGUGAGGGUCAAGUCCAUUGAUGGUUUCCAAGGCGAAGAGGACGAUAUAAUCAUACUAUCAACUGUCAGGUCCAAUGAGAGUGGAGGUCUUGGAUUUCUUGCUGAUAACCGAAGAACAAAUGUUGCUCUUACUAGAGCAAGGCACUGCCUUUGGAUUGUUGGGAAUGCUACUACAUUAUAUAAAAGUGGGACUGUCUGGAAAAACCUUGUUCAUGAUGCGAGAAGCCGUAACUGCAUUAUUAAUGCCAAUAAUGACGCAACCAUGUGCAAAUUGAUAUUGCACGUAAAGCAAGAACUUGAUGAACUUGACGAUCUUCUCAAUGCUGACUCAGCAAUUUUCAGCAAUACUAGAUGGAAGUUUUUGUCCCUAGGUAAGUGGUUUUAGCCAAGUAAUAUGUCACAUCAACAACUUUUGCCAUGGCAUGUUGACCUGGCUGGAGUGAGUGACAGACCUGACCGUGCCGCCCAAGCACCAGAUAGUUUGGCCCUGCGUCAGCACAAAACCAGAUU